AUGGCUCAUGAUCGAGACGCCCUCUGGGCGAGUGGUUAUGACGAGACAGUAGAAGUUAAUCAACGUGCAUUGAUCGACAAGGUGUUGGCACGAUAUUCGGGCGAAUUCACAGUGUUCCGUGAACUUCUUCAGAACUCAGAUGAUGCACAGUCUUCCGCGGUUGAGAUACAUUUUGAGACAGAGGAGUAUCUGCGACGAAAGAACGGCAAGGAUGUGGUGCAACCAGAGGACGGUGUGGGUUUCCCAGACCUCAAAACUACUCCAGUUUCUCAGUGGACCUUUCGGAAUAACGGAAUUGUGUUUCGCGACGAGGAUUGGAAUCGGCUUAGGAAAAUUGCUGAGGGCAAUCCAGACGAGGAGAAGAUUGGAGCUUUCGGUGUCGGCUUUUAUAGUCUUUUCUCUGUGACUGAGGAACCAUUUGUUAUUUCAGGCGGUCACGGAAUGCAAUUCUACUGGAAGGAAAAAACUGGAGAUCAACUCCUUGUGCGGCGCGGUGAUCUGCCAUCUAAAGAUGUUCUCCAGUCUAAUCCGUGGACAACUUUUGAGAUGACGCUCCGUGAACAGGGACCUGUUCCACAGCCUUUUGAUCUAACGCGAUUCCUUGCAAGCAGCAUCACAUUCAUGGUCCACCUUCGUUCAGUCAGCGUCUUCCUUGACUCUCAUCGCCUGGCCCAUCUCACCAAGUCUCCGGGUGUUCCAAAGGAGCUUGGAUUACCCAAAGUGCUGAAAAAGUCUAGCGGUUCAGGUUUGAUGAGCGUGAAGAGCGUGCAGUCUGCUGCAACUCGUAUCCAGGCACAAGUCAUGCAUGCAGUAUACGAUCUUGGCACUGAGAAGCCUCUCGUCCUCCCAGCGGUUUUUUUCUCUUCUCUUCUCAGCACUUUUACCUCACACCACCAGCCUGUACUUGCAAAGCCUCUACCGCAACCCCAAGUUAACAAAGACCCCACCGGAGUAUACACCUCAAGUGUCACGCUCACAAUGUUCAAUGCAGACGUAGACGUGAAGCUGGAUAAGAAGCUUCAGAGCGAACUACACCGAUCUACAAAGAAAAACCCACCCAAUCACUUAAAUUACAGCCUGAUCUAUACAGGAAAAGACGAGUACAAUGUGAGUGUAGAAGAGGAGAAGAGCCAGCCCGUAUCUUGUGGAAGUGUUUUUCAGGGUCUCAGAGCUGAUUUAAAUGGUGCUGGCCAAGCACAUGUAUUUAUCGGGCAUGCAACUGGACAGACAACAGGUAUCGGCGGUCAUAUGGCAUCUAGAUUUAUCCCAACGGUUGAACGCGAGUCGAUAGAUCUAGUCGACCGUAACGUCGCAGUGUGGAACAGAGAGCUAUUGUAUGUUGGUGGCUAUCUGUGUCGAGCAGCAUACGAGAUGGAGCUCGAAAAUAUUCGGGUGCUCUGGAAUGAAGCUGCAAGUUCAUCUAAUACGAACGGGUUUCAUCCGGACCCACAACUCGGCGACUGGCUGCGCGAUCGGUUCUUGCAUGUCCUCCGAUUUUUCACUUUUCAUGCCUCAACGCCUUCUUCCGAUGUCGCACGUUUUCUCGAGGCUGCUUUCUUUGGUUGCUCCACUUUGCCCCUCACAGUCCUUUCGACAACGGGUGUGCGUGAUGCCUCUGAUGUGCGCGCUCCCGACCCCAUGUUUUCGUCGUUCCUCAAACACUUGCCUGUCCUUCCUGCCUCUGUUCUAUCUUCUGCUCCUCUUGCCAUUAGAGCUCUACAAAGCAAAGAACUGAUCACAGAUAUUACAUUCUCGGAUGUUCUGGCUCAACUUCGCCAGCAUCCGCUCAACGAAGAAGAGCUCAUCGCUUGUCUCAAGUGGUGGGUUGGUGUCGGACAGCAAGAUCCGACGCACGAUACUACGCGCGCUCGCACCGAGCUCCUUAAUGCCACUAUCCUUAGUCUAGGCUCAGGAAAUGAUAUCAGGCCGAUUCCCCUCUCGAUGGUGCAGUACUUCAUUCAUCAGCGUAUGAUUCCGCUGGAUGGGCCCUUGCCCGAUACUCUCAUGCCUCUGAGCGUCACGAAACAUUUUACGCAGGAACAACUGAAAUCUUUUGGAUGGCGGGAAUUUUCGAUUCUUGACUGGAUACAACACAUCUUUAGACCAGAUGUUAUGAAUGCUAAUCCGGCACAAGACGUAACCAGGUCUUCGGAAUGGGCUGAGCGAGUUUUGACCGUUUUAGCUCGCACAUGGCCAUCGUUGUCCAAGGAGUCGCAUGAAACGGUCAAGACUAUACUUGCCCAAAAAUCGUGCAUUCCGACAUCUUCAGGUCUACAAAAGCCACAUCUGGCGUACUUUCCUAGCGCCAAUAUAUUUAACGAUCUACCCGUCGUUACUUUUACAUCUGGCGGUACUCUCAAGGGCAACGUGGAGAAGCUGCUCUCCUUUGUUGGCGUCCGGAAGCAUGUGGACCUUCAGGUUGUUUUUGAUCGAAUGGUCAAAACUGGGGACUGGACAAUCUCAGAUCUGAUUACGCAUCUAGUCACUAUCCAAAGCACGUUAACUGCGGAUGAGAUGACGAAACUCCAGAUGACGUCUGCUUUCUCAAAGGAAGGCGAGAAAGCUCUUCCAGGAAAGAAGUCGCGAUAUAGGGCUAGUGAUCUUUACGAACCAUCUGUCACAAAUCGUCAGCUUGGUUUGCCGAUUAUCGAUUGGGGUGAGAAGACUAAAUGGCGAAGCAGCUCCGAAGAAGCAAAGCUUCUCCAUCGACUCGGCCUGCGAAAAAAUCCUCCUUUGGACUUGACUGUCAAACUCUGUGCUUCAUCUGAGCCAGACAUACGUUCCGCAGCAUUCAAAUACCUUAUAGACAGCAUCCCUUCCAGAUACCCGGAUUACAGACGUGAAAAUUUUGGCCAUAUUGCCUUCAUACCAGCAGUGAAUGACUUUGGGCCUUGUAUGGGAACUCCGAACGAGGUAUUUGCAUCACAUCAGUGGAAGGUCCUCGGGUUUUCAGUCAUUGAAGAUACCGUUCGUGAUAUUGCAGUAAGCAAACUAGGCUUGAAGGAACACCCACCGGCUACCAGGAUCGUAGCGUUGCUUGAGAAAACACCUCCUGAAGAUAAGAAUGUCGCUCGUCGAUGGUUUGAGAUUCUAGCAGGCCACGUUGCAGGGCUGCCGAUCGUUCCUACGCAGGUGGAAUCUGGCUCCCAGGCGCUGCGUUGGCUUUCCCCUAGCCAAUGUUAUCUUGGAGGGGCAUCGAAGGGGCAGUUUCACUCAAAGUUGUUCGUCUUUGUGGAUUUUGGCCCUUCUGCCAAUAGUUUUUUGAGUGCAUGUGGCUCUAAGCAAGAACCCUCUGUAGAAGAGGUAGCUAACAUUUUAGUCGCCGAUCCUCGAAGAUUCUACGACUUGGCGGGUGGUUAUGAGAAUUACCUCGUUGAAUUGCGUAACCUGGCUGUCAACGCUCGUCUGCUAUCUACAGGCGCGCUCGCCCGAAUGAAAAUUUCUCCCAUCCUGCUCGGUUUUCGACGGCAAAGAAAGUCUCGAAAGGAAAUAAACAAAGCCCUAGAUCUCGACGAGGACGACUGGGAGCUGCUUUACGAUCUUCGGAAGCCCCUGGAUGUUGUAAUCGCGGACGAUACUAAUGCUUACCAGAUGUUUGGAGAGUCCAUCUAUACUGCACCGCAAGAGGAUCUCAUUGAAAACUUCUAUGCAACUCUGGGUUCCAAACGCCUUAGCGCUGUCGUGAAGGAAGACUACAGGGUCAACUCGGAGAUGAAACAUAACAAGUCUGCAGCUGACACACGUGCGCUCUUAUUAGAGAGGCUGCCGUUGUUCCUCCACGAACACACGCAUACGCGCACUAAGGUUUCUCUCAACUGGCUCUCUAGCCAGGAGAAUUUCAAAGUCAGAGUUUUCGGCAAAUUGUCCGUUGUGAAAUCGCUUUCCUUCGGAGAUAAUACUUUGAAAAUGGAGCAGGAUGCCUCAGCGGCUGCUAAACGUUUGGGCCAUGGGCCUAUUGAGCUGUGGCUUUCAGGAAGCACGCAAGUGGACAUGUAUGAAGUAGCGACAUCGUUGUGUCGCCUGCUGUUCGAGACGGUCAAAGUGAAUGAUGCGCUCUUGUUCAUGACUAUCCUUUCGACCGACUUGAAGGCUCUGAAACGGAGAGGUUAUAACGUGGAUAAGAUUUUGAGACAACAACAGAACGACCGAAAGUUAGUGGAGGCAGCCAGAGGAAGCUUCACAUCGGUGCCAGUGCCUGACCCACGCAUGAGUCAGAACUUGGAACCUGAAACGCGUUCAUUAUCUCCCUCACAUCGCGCUAGAGUCCCAGGGAGUUGGAAUACAUCACCUCCAAAGGCAGUAGCAUCGAAACCCUUUUUGCCACCCGCUCCGGCUCCACCCCUUAUUACAGCUCCGGCAGUGCCACCACCAGAGUCGUCUACUCCCGAUGCGCCCCCUCAACAUACAGUCGACAAUGAAGACGUCGGACGACAUCCCAUGAUUCCAAAUGUUGUGAACAACACAUUGCAGAAUAUCAGGCGCAAGAUACCUGGCUUCAACAGUCCAUCGGAAGACGCUCUUACUCUCUCACGGGGGCGAUCCCCAAAUCCGAGGUCUCCUAGGACACCUCCAACUGUGACUCCGCAGAGCAACAUUCGAUCCAAUGUUGCGAUGGCGAUCAAAGGUUGCAGGCCAGAGGAAGGGAAGCUAGUACACAACAGACGCGAGAUGCAAACGAUCAAGGAAUCCCUAAAUGAGGGGUAUUGUGAUGUCUCCGGCCAUGUCGCUGAGCUUGAUUACAACGGUGUUAUGGGUACAAUGAAAAUCUUCAUCGCUCGGGAUGUUCCCGAACCCCAUACAUUCAUUGCAAGGAAACAUGAUUCCCUCGCGCGUUUUAUUCACACUGUCACGCCCCUUGCAAACGUCUAUAGUCUUCCAAUGACCGCACUUCACAUCUUUUACGACCUAGCGGGCGGCUUGAUCGCUUUUAAUCGGAAUGGCAGUCUCUUUCUUAAUUAUCGCUUCUUCGAGGCAUGGCAUGAUCAAGAUGUGAAGAAUGGCGAUAUCAAGCAGGCUUACAUUUCCUGGUACUUCACGCUAGCCCACGAGAUCGCUCACAACCUCGUGCAACCCCAUAACUCUGAGCACGAGUUUUAUUUCUCUGCGCUCUGCGAAGCUCACAUUGAGAAAUUCACCCAACUCUUAUCUCAGUAAUCUGGCAGGCCGUGAAACUGAUACAUAGUCAGACAAUAAUCACUUCGCUCACUGGAACCAAAAUCGAGUCGGUGGAUCUAUAAUCUUGAAUGAUCUAUCUACACAGACAACAACUGCUGGACAUUGGCAAUUAUUCUUUCGUCAGAAAAUAUCACAGUUCCGUUUCGUCAUUCCAAGGCACGUAUUAUAGAAUUAAAGAAUAUAAUUAUGAAAGUCCUAGGUCUUGCAAUACGGCUUGACCAGCAAUGGAAGCUGGCUUUUAUUCUCAGGGUCACUGCGCAAGAACGGCCUCUGCACGAUCGUCGACCUUUUUCCGAUAUCCGAAGCAGGAACAGCAAGCUCGAACUCAAAAGCUCGAACCAGGGUGAAGAGGAGAGCUUUCAUCCUGUAAAAGGUCGUUAUUGUUGAAAAUAAAAAGAAAGGUUGCAGAAAACAUACUCCACUAGUGAAAAGCGAUACCCAAUACA
This is a messenger RNA of Suillus subalutaceus, 5621 nucleotides long. RefSeq lists its product as uncharacterized. The record is from RefSeq and is a predicted model, not a curated record. NCBI's taxonomy places the organism in Eukaryota, Fungi, Basidiomycota, Agaricomycetes, Boletales, Suillaceae. The coding region runs from base 1 to 5154 and encodes 1717 amino acids. The transcript is spliced from 29 exons.